GACAAAAGUAACUUCUUUUAUGCCAAGUUAUUUAAUGAUGUCAGCAGACAUUACUACAAACCUUGGAACAAAAGGGUGGCAAGCUUAAGGCACAAUUAUUUCAACACUCCAUGGGCUUUGAUCUCCUUUCUUGCAGCAUCUUUCUUGCUUCUACUUACCGUACUGCAAACAACAUUCACAAUUUUCCCUUGUUCUUGAAAGUGCCUCAAAUCUUUAAUAUGGAGGGAACAACGUCGAUCAGCGGAUUGCAUUGGGGUGCGUGAGAAGUGCAGGGUGUUAGGGUGCAUGCAUAGACUAGUUUGAAAUGUUUUCAUACAUAUCCUUUUGUGGCUUGCUUUAGUUAAUAAGUGCGUAUCUACUUUAGUGCCAUGUUUUUCUUUCUCUGUUUGGUUGGGUUCCUUUGGACUUCUAAAUUAUAAUGUACUUUUUCUGUAUAAGAUCUACUAAAUAAAAACUAUUUAAUAUU
Molecule: messenger RNA, 466 nt
Organism: Rubroshorea leprosula
Lineage: Eukaryota; Viridiplantae; Streptophyta; Magnoliopsida; Malvales; Dipterocarpaceae
Source: the annotation of a GenBank genome assembly